Molecule: messenger RNA, 2561 nt
Organism: Salvelinus sp. IW2-2015
Lineage: Eukaryota; Metazoa; Chordata; Actinopteri; Salmoniformes; Salmonidae
Source: RefSeq, a predicted model, not a curated record
AACCUCACCAAAGAAGAAGAAAAUGCGCAACACAAACAUACAUUGGCUACUGCUAGACAGGUUGACAGUUGGAUUUUGAAGAAAGCAUACAGACUUUGAACAAUAAGUCUGAUUACGACAAGUGGAUUUUGCGAGAAGUUCAUCCGUUUAGGUGGGGAACUUUACUCUACAGAACAAGCAAACCAACCAAUCCAGGAAAUCGUGUGUUGCUGCUUGUUACCGGAAAAGAAGACGUCAUGCUGCCCUCAAAAGACAUCUGUUGGUCCUUGAUAAUAGGGAUGGUACAACUUGCCUACAUGGUUCUUCCUGUUCAAGCUCAAGAAUGCUCCAAACCCAUAGGAAAGCCCAACAUGGUUUUGACAGACGCCUCCAUCACCAAAGAGACAUUCGGAGAGGGAACAAACGCAAAUUUUGAGUGUGAAAUUGGAUAUGUCAGUGCAGGAGGGUCUCGAUCAGUCACCUGUACUGCAGGCGUUUGGAGUGAAGUGAAACUGACAUGCAAAAGAAGGUCAUGUGGCCACCCAGGAGAAGUGACGAACGGCAAAUAUAUUCUCGAAGGCGUAGAGUUCGGUGCCAGAGCUGCUGUUACCUGUGACACUGGCUAUACACUUGUGGGCAGCGGUGUAAGGAACUGUUUGGCCGAAGGCUGGGAUGGCAGAGUUCCUGUAUGUGAAGUGGUGAAGUGUGGAAAGCCCCCCACCAUUGUCAACGGUGGACCUGUUAUCCCACCUGAAGACGAGUACAGCUAUAGAAGUGUUGUGGAAUAUAGCUGUGAGAAGGAAUUCACUCUGGUUGGAACUAAAUCCAUAGUCUGUGAAAAGGACGGAGAAUUCCAGCCAGCUCCACCUGAGUGUAAAAUGGUUUCAUGUCCUGCUCCUGUUGUUGAGAAUGGCGUUAGGAUUGAAGGUCGUUCGCCCCCCUACAAGCACAAGUCUUUUGUGACGUAUAAGUGCAACGAUGGAUAUGAGAUGACGGGAGAGGCCAGUCUGACAUGUGAAAUAGAAGGCUGGUCAGCUUCUAUUCCCACAUGCAAAGUUGUGCGCCGCACUAUGGCACUCCCAAACCCGACCGGUUGUGGUCAAGACUGCUCCAAACCCAUACCGUUAGAAGGGUCAAACAUGGUUCUUACAUCAACUCAAGAGACAUUUGGAGAUGGAACAAAAGCAACUUUUGAGUGUGCAACUGGAUAUGUCAGUGCAGGAGGGUCUCGAUCAGUCACCUGUACUGCUGGCGUGUGGAGUACAGUGAUACUGACAUGCGAAUUAAGGMCGUGUGGCUCACCAGGAGAAGUGCUAAACGGCCGAUAUAAUCUCUCGGGGGUUCUGUUUGGCGCCAGGGCUGUUGCUUUCUGUGACACUGGCUAUACACUUGUGGGCAGCGGUGUAAGGAACUGUUUGGUUGGAGGCUGGGAUGGCAGAGUUCCUGUAUGUGAAGUGGUGAAGUGUGGAAAGCCCCCCACCAUUGUCAACGGUGGACCUGUUAUCCCACCUGAAGACGAGUACAGCUAUAGAAGUGUUGUGGAAUAUAGCUGUGAGAAGGAAUUCACUCUGGUUGGAACUAAAUCCAUAGUCUGUGAAAAGGACGGAGAAUUCCAGCCAGCUCCACCUGAGUGUAAAAUGGUUUUAUGUCCUGCUCCUGUUGUUGAGAAUGGCGUUAGGAUUCAAGGUCGWUCGCCCCCCUACAAGCACAAGUCUUUUGUGACGUAUAAGUGCAACGAUGGAUAUGAGAUGACGGGAGAGGCCAGUCUGACAUGUGAAAUAGAAGGCUGGUCAGCUUCUAUUCCCACAUGCAAAGCCCUUCCGACUACAACAAAGCCCCCUACUAAUACUACUACUACUACUACUACUACUACUACUACUACCACAACAGCUACUACCACAACAGCUACUACCACAACAGCUACUACCACUGCUACAAAGAAAACCACAAACCAAGAUCGCGUACCUGGUCCCCCGGAGGCCAAAAACCACACUUGGAAAAUAUUAGGGAGUGUUCUAGCUGUACUUGUCAUUGGUUGUAUUAUAGGAUUUAUAAUCUACAAAUAUAAAGCACACUCUCAAGUUGGAUACUCAGGAAAUGUGGCCACUAAUAUCUCUGAAGAGAGAGAGUUGUAGCACCCUUGGCCAUGUACCAAGUCUUCUGAUUUGCUUUAGUCUCCUCUUGCAUCCUUGAGAAGGGAGUCACAGUGAACAGGCUGCUGUGAUUCAAUGUACUACUCUCCUGCUUAUGAAUGUAGUAGCCCCUCCCAAACACCGGGUUCAUAUCCUUUCAAAGGAAGCUUGAUCAUGUGACGUUUAGAAACCUCAUGAUGAAGAAUGAAUUGGUUCACUCUCAUUUGGAAGCUUGUGCUUAAUGAGUGGCCAAACCUGAUUAUUCAAAAACAAUUUAUGUUUCCAAUGUACUUCACAAAUAACUCUUUAUCUGAGCCUGCUUUAUCUCAUUGCCAACAUUCUUAGUUACAAUUCUCCCCUUUAGGGCAACCCUGCAUCACAAAGCCAGAUUUGCACCCUUUGAAAUAAAGAAUUUGAAGGAAAUCAUAUUUAUUAAAAUGUCCAACAAGA